AUGAGCAUCGAGCGCAACGACAGUAAGCGCUGUGUUCGAGCAACUGGAACGUCUGCUGUCCGUUCCCAGCGCGACGCGAAAGGGCCGACUUUGCAAGACGGCGUCCAACAGGUGCAGACUGGCGAAGGCGACCAAAACGCGUUGCUCAUAGGUCUCGCGCCGCCACUGAACAGCUCGGACCCGCUCGCUCGUCUCUGCUGCUGCAAGUUCAAGCGACUCGGACAUGGCUACAUCCUGUACGAGCGACGUGGCGAUGCAAAGACAUAUACGCUCGUAGUCGUCGGGCCGCACUGGAUUGGGGUCUUGAUCACAUCGGGUAUCAUUCUGCUGUGCACGGGCAUGUUCCUCUUCGAGCGCAUGGCCACAAUGCCAUUCUACGCCACACUCCUGACGUGGAUAUUGUGCGCGGUGACGCUCUACUAUCUGCUGCGCACGGCUUGCGCGGACCCCGGCAUUGUGCAGCCGCUGCGCACGACAGACGGCCUGUCACGGACUUUAGACGAGCUCGAGGCAGCAGAGUUGGAAGCUGGAGACGGUGGUGCAGGUGAUGAUGGCCGGUCGUGUGCGAGACGACGUCGCUUUUGUGACAUCUGCGGCAUCCACCAGGACCGCUCGACGCAGCACUGUGACGACUGCGGCGCCUGCAUCGCUGGCUAUGACCACCACUGUCCGUGGAUGGGUAAGUGCAUUGGCCGAGGCAACCAGCACGCGUUCCGGAUGUUCAAUGUCUCCUGGGUCAUCUACGUCGUUUUCGUGCUUUGCAUUGCCAUCUCGAGCACCGAUGAGGAACACACUCGAGCGUAG
Hyaloperonospora brassicae is the source of this 804-nucleotide messenger RNA. Lineage: Eukaryota; Oomycota; Peronosporomycetes; Peronosporales; Peronosporaceae. The record is from the annotation of a GenBank genome assembly.